Rana temporaria (common frog) is the source of this 1497-nucleotide messenger RNA. RefSeq names its product SPO11 initiator of meiotic double stranded breaks (gene SPO11). The record is from RefSeq and is a predicted model, not a curated record. Gene Ontology annotation, cellular component: nuclear chromosome. NCBI's taxonomy places the organism in Eukaryota, Metazoa, Chordata, Amphibia, Anura, Ranidae. Gene Ontology annotation, biological process: reciprocal meiotic recombination; meiotic DNA double-strand break formation; meiotic DNA double-strand break processing. The transcript has 15 exons. Gene Ontology annotation, molecular function: ATP binding; DNA topoisomerase type II (double strand cut, ATP-hydrolyzing) activity; DNA binding. Bases 224 to 1414 code for a protein of 396 amino acids.
GAGGAACACGGCAAGCCCCGCCCCCUCCAGUGCUCCAGGUGGGCGGAGGCCAGUCCAAGACGUCUCUGGUUGAUGAUGUCAUUAGGAGGAAAGGCUGCUUCUGGAAGAGAGUUUGAGGUCGCCCACAGACUUGCGUUACAGAAGCAAGCGGAAAGUGAAACACGUAUCUCGCCAUAAAGGAAGUCUUCAUCAUCCAUAACGUGCGUGUCGAAUCGGUCAGCACAUGGCUUUUCUUCUGAGUCCAGACUUCUUCGACUGUGUGGACCAUCACAGGAUGGCCCUCUAUCGGGCUGCGCUGAAAGUCGAGAGUGGUGUCUCCGAAAUGGCAGCUAUUGCUGUGGAGCCCAUUACCAGUCCUCAGGUAAUUGUAGCGAUAGAGAGGAUUGUCCAGGGGGUGUUGGAGAGCCUGUCCAGGAAUGAAGCCCCUGUCCUCACUAUGGAAAACAGAUCAUCAUGGACCAACAUAGAGUUCAGUGAUUCGGUCGGGUUGCAGUUGGUGAGGGAUUGUACCACCAGAAAAAUCAGGAGCGACUGCCCCAGAUCCAGUUCGCAUUUUGCCCUUAUCAUGAAAAUCUUGUCCGUGAUCUACAAGCUGGUUCAGACCGACACCUACGCCACCAAGAGGGACAUCUUCUAUGAUAACGUUCAGCUCUAUGGAAGUCAGAGGACAGUGGACAGUAUAAUCACGGAUAUUUCCUGCAUGUUGAGGAUUCCCAGAAGGAGCUUACAUAUCCUAUCUACCUCCAAAGGCUGCGUGGCCGGGGAUCUGGUGUUCACAGAAGAAGACGGGACAAGGGUGAUUUGCAACACUACUUCCUCGGGAGUCCUUAUUCCAUCUAAUGUGGACGGAAUCCGGGACAUGAGAACCCAAGCCCGCUUUGUCCUCAUUAUUGAAAAAGACGCCACCCUCCAGCGGCUCCUCGAUGAUGAUUUUUGCGGGAAGUGCGGCCCCUGCAUCCUCAUCACGGGUAAAGGAGUUCCGGAUCUGAACACCAGGCUCUUCCUCCGCAAGCUGUGGGACACUUUCCGGGUUCCGAUUUUCACUCUGGUGGACUGUGACCCGCAUGGGAUAGAGAUCAUGUGUAUCUACAAGUAUGGAUCUGUGUCCAUGUCCUUCGAGGCUCGUAAUUUAACCGUCCCAUCUGUAGCUUGGCUCGGCUUGCUGCCUUCCGACAUUGAGAGGUUAUACAUCCCCGAACAAGCCUUGAUCCCAUUAUCGGAGGAGGACCAGAAAAAACUGCGCAGUUUGGAAAAGAGGCCGUAUGUUUCCAGCCAGCCGCUGUGGAAGAGAGAGUUGGAAAUCAUGUCUUCCAGGAAAAUGAAAGCUGAGAUUCAGGCCCUGACCUCUCUGUCACCCACCUACCUCACCCGGAUCUACCUACCCAACAAGCUGCAAUACGGAGGUUGGAUCUAAGGAGAACUCCUGCAGAUAAUCUGAAACAUUUCUGGCCCGUUAUGAAAUGUCCUUUGUGUUUUGAGUUCUUUAGUCUCUUUAGA